CGGUAUCUUCCAGAAGAGCGGCAGAACGACUAAGAUCCCAUCCAUAUUUCAAGUUCACUCCUUUUCUCAUUUCACUCGGCCAGUCAAGUACUAGAAACUCAAGCUUGGUGAACCGACGCCCUUCUGCAUAUCCAGGCCAUAAGCCGAGCUCCAGGCGAUGAACCGAAGGGUCUUUGAUAUCCAGCCUAUUGGCCGUUUCUAUGGAUCCAGUGCUGCGAUUCGACGACCCAAGGAAAUUGCGUGCUUUUCCUACGAUGAUCAGCAUAAUUUUCGCCUUGGGGACUCAUCCCUACGGUACUACUACCCUCCGCAGCUACCAGCGGACCUGAACCGAGGCUUCGACACGUUUCAAAAACUGAAUGAUGCAGCCGACGAGCACUUGGAUGCUCUGUUGGACACCGUAGUUGCUCUAGAAAGGGACACGGAAAAGCGAUGCGAAGCUGAUAUCAUCACAUGGCGUGGCAUGAUGACCAAGAUUCUGACCGCGCCAUUUGAUACUAUGAAUGGCUUUGAGAUGAACGCGACUUGCUUUCAGGGAACAAUGUGCGUACGUUCUGAUCAUCCACGAGGAUGAAAAUGAGUACUGAAUGAUCAUGCGCAGCUUUAUCGAAGAGAAUAAUGCCUA
This is a messenger RNA of Aspergillus calidoustus, 625 nucleotides long. The record is from the annotation of a GenBank genome assembly. Lineage: Eukaryota; Fungi; Ascomycota; Eurotiomycetes; Eurotiales; Aspergillaceae.